AUGGGCACAGCUAGGGUUUGCCCGGAGGUUUCUGGAUCUUCGAGAUCGCUUAGCUCCCCGGUCACGGUGUCGACCUCUCGCACAGAAACCGUCAAUGGCUUCCACGAGUUCAAGGUCAGCGGCUACUCUCUCGCCAAAGGCGUUGGGGUCGGCAAAUACGUCACCUCCGAUACGUUCAUGGUCGGCGAUUACUCGUGGUCGAUCUACUUCUACCCAGACGGAAAGAGCCCAGAGGACAACUCGGCUUACGUUUCUCUGUUCAUAGCCCUCGCGAGCGAGGGAGCCGAUGUCAGGGCUCUGUUCGAGCUCACGCUCGUGGAUCAGAGUGGUAAUGGAAAGCACAAGGUCCAUAGCCAUUUCGGAAGAGAACUCGAGAGCGGACCCUAUACUCUCAAGUACCGGGGAAGUAUGUGGGGAUACAAGCGGUUUUUCAAGAGGUCGAGUCUAGAAUCAUCGGACUAUCUGAAGGACAACAGUCUCUUGGUUCGGUGCCGUGUCGGUGUGGUGAAGUCGCGCACGGAGGCGCCGAGGAGUUUCAGCAUCCCAGUCCCAGCUUCUAACUUGGGCCAACAGUUGGGAAAACUUUUGGAAAGUGGGAAAGGUUGUGAUGUUAAUUUUGAAGUCGACGGAGAAACUUUCCCUGCGCACAAGCUGGUUCUUGCAUCGCGUUCACCGGUUUUCAGGGCACAGCUCUUUGGCCCGUUAAGAGAUCGAAAUACUCAACGUAUAGAGAUAAAAGACAUGGAGUCCCCCAUUUUCAAGGUAGAUAUCUACAGUCCAUGGGUUUUACAAAGGAUGUUUCUAUUCACGGAUGUACUAUCCGGGAUCUUCUCCUGGGGCGCUACUUCUGUUCUCGUGUUUUCUCACCCGAGAUAA
This is a messenger RNA of Thlaspi arvense, 876 nucleotides long. Lineage: Eukaryota; Viridiplantae; Streptophyta; Magnoliopsida; Brassicales; Brassicaceae. The record is from the annotation of a GenBank genome assembly.